AUGGAAGAUACGACGCUGGAUGAGAGAACGAAUACACUAACACAUAAACGAGUUAAUACCAAUGGUUUUACUGAAAUUUAUACAUCAUCAAUACAAUAUCCACAACAAAAUUAUAAUAUAACUGUUAAUAGAGUAUUAAAAUGGAAAAUUGAUUUAACAAAUACUAAUGUUAUUCUUGUUGAACCUAAUGAAUCGUUUGGAAAUUGUAAAAAUCAAGUUGUUAUUGAUGUUGUCAAAAUUUGUUCAACUAUGUGA
This is a messenger RNA of Rotaria sp. Silwood2, 255 nucleotides long. Lineage: Eukaryota; Metazoa; Rotifera; Eurotatoria; Philodinida; Philodinidae. The record is from the annotation of a GenBank genome assembly.